Nasonia vitripennis (jewel wasp) is the source of this 3278-nucleotide messenger RNA. It is a transcript of the gene Pino, whose product is annotated as protein pinocchio. The record is from RefSeq and is a predicted model, not a curated record. The coding region runs from base 299 to 1006 and encodes 235 amino acids. NCBI's taxonomy places the organism in Eukaryota, Metazoa, Arthropoda, Insecta, Hymenoptera, Pteromalidae. The transcript is spliced from 7 exons.
UACACUCAGUCCCCGCGCGGUUCCCGUCUCGUGUGCGCCGUCGCCGCCGCACGUUUUCGCUGCUGCUGUCGUCGAUUGUCAAAUUCCCGAUCGUCCCCGCCAAAAUCGACGACCUGUAACGCCUGCAGCAAACGCGUGCGGCGCGGGAGACUCGGGAAACUAGUGUUUAGGUUAUACCUGCCGGAUUUCCACGCGAGCCAGAGACACCGGUUGCUGCUCUUCGCAAGGACAAGCCGAGUGGACAAGAGGAAAAACCAGCCAAGUUCGUCGGUCACCCGCUGUGUUUUGUCGAGGGACAAUGGAGCUGACGGAGUUCGAGGAGAGCGUGUCGUUCGACCUGGACGAUCCGGACUUCGCGCCGCCAGCAGUGCCGCGCACCACCGCCCACGGGGUCUUUCGAGGAAUGAAGUUCGCCGCCGAGAUCGCCUUAAACGUCAACAAAUGUGAGUUCGCACUGCAAAGCAAUAUCGACCACAAUAUAAUCCUGCACUCGUCAACGAGAUUCCCGAGCUUCGAUCGAUGUAAUUCCGGCGUAACGAGAGGAGCUUCAGUUUCUUCAGGAGCCAACACAGUACACGGAAGCAACAUGUCUGUCACGUCCGUGCAAAACACCACUGAGAAUCUCUCUCGUCAUGGGAGCAACAUCUCCCUGUCCUGCCACAGUCUCUGCGGCAGCGUAGACGAGUCCCUGGGCUCGCAUCCGCAGUACCAGGACACCAUCCUCACGAUCGAGGAGCUUCGCGCCCAGCUCAACUCCUGCUUCACAUGCGGAGUGUCGUGGAGCGAGGAGCACGUGUCCCUGGACUGCAGCGAGUGCGGCGGCUACUCCCUCCAGAGACCCUGUCCGCUGUGCGACGGCCGCUGCCACGCGGUCUGGAAGCGAGACCUCACCAUGUCUCACGCCAGCGGCAAGGCCAGAUGGAUCGGCGAGUGCGCUCUGAGCUGCGGACCGACGCUCGAGGAGUCGCUGGUACCCGCUCUGGAGAAGCUGAGGGCCACCUCGUGAGCCAGUCCCGAGCCCGCCGGCAGCAGCAGCGCCAGCCAGGACGCCGGCGGCCAACGCACAACCGCGCACAAGACUUAAUACCAUCACCAAGCCAUUACUGAGAAUAUAUAUAUUAUAUAUCGACGCGCCUCAUCGACACCAUCAGCAUCGUCAUACGCAUCUACAUCAACGACCACCAGCAGCACCAACAUCAACAAUUUCACGGAGCGUCAGAGAUAUCGAAGAGUGUGCGUGGCUCUAACUCUAAGCGAAGGAGUGUCCUUGUGUGGGGUCCUCGAAGGACACACUGACAGCGAGACUGAGAGAAGCGCGAGUCAUCAUCAUCGACGUCUCCUUCGGCGUUAGCAACGUGACGAGAGAUAUGUGAAUAUAUAAGGGAGAGAGAGAGAGAGAGAGAGAGAGAGAGAGAAACAUUAUCAUUAUUACUAUCAUUGCUAUUAAUUAUUAAUUGUAAAGCGCGUGAAAUUUAUGUAAGCUAUGCGAGUUCCUUGCGUCCGAGAAACGCGACGCGCUGCUGUCACGUCGAACCCGGCGCCGAUUGCGCGUUUUAUCACGGGACGAACGCGUCCCGCGAGCGAGCCACGCUCGCGGGCUAGUAACAUUCAUCCGACGCGACCGACGCCGGCGGGGUGACCAGCGUUCCGCUUGUUUCUCUUUAUUUUUUAUUGGAUGAAGCGGAAAACCACACUACUGAUCGUCGUACGUAUAACUUUCGGAGCUGAGCGCAUCGUGCACACGGUGUGCUUGUACGUGUGGCUGUAAUACGUAUCCCGGGGGCCCGAGCGGCCACCGAAUUGUAUAAUUGUAUAAUUGUGAAAUGUAGCGUAUUGGAUUUGCGUCAGCGUGAGCUCCCCCGUUCGAUAGUCAGUUUUCCUUCGUUUCUUACUGUACAGUUUCGAAAGCGAGGGCAGAGGUGAGCAGCGACAUCGACGCUUCGAGGAGAUAUUCAUUCAUAGCCUUCCUCGAGAAAAUGGAAAAUUAACAACGCCUCUGCUCGCGGCUGCGCGUUUGCUUGCAAAUUGUAUACGGAAUAUGGAAUUCGCAUGGCUCGAAUCGUUUAUUUAACGUAGCGUCCGACUCUUCGGUUUCUUCUUUGUAGUAUAAUACAUACCAGUAGCGGGAGAAUUGCCAAUCGCGUGUACGUGCGUAUAGAACUCGCGACGAAAAGCGAGAGACUAAGAGUACUGAGCUUACACGUACUGUAUAUACCUUUGGCAAAGUUUCGUCUAUAAUAGAUGACUUUUGGUUGUUUUCUUAGCCCUUUCCGUGACUGUUGACUCGGAUGAAAAGAACACAUACAUAAACACAAUUGUACGUCCGUAUGCCGGACAAACUCGAGACUGUCUGCCCGUCGUGAUUACCGAUUAAUUUACGAAUAUGUUGGUUCUUUUUUUCGUCCACUAUCGGCGCUUCGCCUAUUACGACUAUUUGAAACAUAUAGAGAAAUCGAUUUCAUCAACCCGAACACUGAUGGGACGGGACUCGUUUGUAUGUUAUGUGAAUAUUAGGCUAAUUGAAACUGAUAAGACUAAGUGCAUGGUCCGAUAGAGGUCUUAUUUUCCCGGCGACAAAAUGCGAUGCCCUACUUUUUUCUUUCUUUUCUUUGUGUUCGAUCGGAGUUUUCUUUUCUCGGUUACAAUUCCUUACAAUGCAUUCUCACGCAGCUAUUGAUUCCAUUGUUUCCAACGAACUUUUAACGAACCAGCAGCUAUCCUGAACAUUGAAAGUAUAAAGCGAAUGUAAAAUAGUGUACAAAAUGUAUAUUUAUUUCAGCGUUUGCGGAGAAAGCUUAAAUCGUUUGACCUCUCGGACAAAUAGAAAAGUACACGAAAAAAAACAAUAUUAUAGCGGAAAAAAUGUCGGCUUAAGUGUUUGUGUAGCUCACGACAUAACAAAAACCAAGAAAAGAAACGACUUAAAGGAAAGAGCAUUUAUGUCAUCGCGAAUUGAGCGUUUGACUUCUCCGUGCACAAUUAUUUCGGAUAAAACUUUAAGUUCUCUCCAUGGCAUUAACUACUACAUUGUUUCAAAAUGCGAGAAAUUGCCUUUUACGUUGCAUACGAUUUAUUUUUCAUUGUCAAUCGUUCAUCAUUAGGUUAAACGGAAUUAAUUGUAAAAUUUUCUGAAGUAUUAGCUCUCGAGACGAGUUCUAAUUUGAUGCUUUAGAAAAUGUCUCUACGAUUGUAAUUUUUAUUUAAUAUUGUAAAAAUUUUUAUUUAUAGCCGUAUACCGUUGAAAAUUGGGCUCAAUAAACGAUACUUAUCUAUAGUAA